AUGUCGUAUACAUUUACUUUAAGCGGUAAAUCAUCUGUUCUAAGCGAUGAUUUUAAUCCACCAAUAUACUUGAAUGAUGGCGAGUACGAAAUAGGAUUAGCAAAUUUUGAUACGUUUAACAAUAUACCAAAUAUUGAUGAGAAAAAUAAUGUCUUGGUCUGGGGUAAAAACAACGAAUUUCGAUAUGAGAUUCCAGUAGGUGCAUAUGAAAUAUCGGAUAUAAUAAAAAUUAUAGAAAGAGAAAUGUUUCAAAUUGCUAUUAUAACAACACAAAUUACACCUGAUGAAAGAACAUCGAAAGUAACUAUAAAGAGUACAGAAUGGAUAAAUUUUGAAGUUGAUCACUCUAUAGGAAGUUUAUUUGGAUUUACUAAAAUUAAGCUUGAACCAAAUAUAAUACACUCUUCUGUUUACUCGAUAAAUAUUUUAAAAGUAAACACGAUUUGUAUCGACACAAAUAUUGCCAUUGGCUCGUUUUUAAACGGUCUGCCAUUUAGUGAUAAUACCAUUGAGGAUUAUCAAUUUCAUUCUUACCAACCUUUCACAUUUUCCAAUUUUAAUUAUAACGACGAAAUAAGAAUCCCAAUUCAAGAUUUAGAAGCAUAUACUUUUCCCAGCAAUAGUUACUUAUACAUCGAGGGUAGAAUAUUAACUGAUCAGAAAAAAGUUCCCACUAAAUUUAACUUUAUUAAUAAUGGCAUCGCCUAUUUGUUCAGAGAAUUAAGGCUCUGGUCAGGGUUUUUCGAGGAUUUUAGAAAAAUAGUUAUGAAUAUGAGGCAAGAGCUAGUUUUAAUUCGCGAAAAAGCUGACAUUGAUGGAGUAAUUGCUACAGAUGAUACGAAAAAACCAAAAAUAGACAUCAUCAAAGUGUGUUGGAAUGUUCCACAUAUAACACCUAGUAUCAAAGAACAAAUUCGAUUAAAUAAAAUAAUUAGAAGUAAUGUUGAUCUACCUCUAAUGUUUAGAAGUUGGGAAUUAAUUGAAUAUCCAGCUUUGUCUAAUGCAACACGCCAUACCUGGCCUGUUAAAACUACUACAAAGAUAGAAAGCCCGAGACAUAUCGUGGUAGCAUUCCAAAAUGCCCGAAAAGGCAAACUUUUAAAAGAUAUGAGUAAAUUUGAUCAUCUCAAUUUAACAAAUAUACGUGCUUUUUUGAAUUCUGAGCGGUACCCAUAUCAGGAUUUACAUCUUGAUUUUAAUACUGAUCGCUUUGCAACUUUAUAUGAAAUGUUUGCGAAUUUCCAAGAAAGUUAUUAUCAUAUUCAAACAAAUCAACCAAUAUUUACACCAGAAGAAUUUAAAAAUAAUGCUCCUAUAGUCCACAUUGAUUGCUCACGCCAAAAAGAAAUUUUGCAGAGUGGGUCAGUUGUUCUCAGAAUUGAAUUUGAAACCGACAAUAAUGUAGGUAAUGAAGUAUCUGCUUACUGCCUGAUUUUACAUGAGAAAGAAUUUUCUUACAAUCCACUAACAAAAAUUGUUAAACAGAUUUAA
This is a messenger RNA of Psylliodes chrysocephalus, 1491 nucleotides long. Lineage: Eukaryota; Metazoa; Arthropoda; Insecta; Coleoptera; Chrysomelidae. The record is from the annotation of a GenBank genome assembly.